UAAUUUUAUAGUUAAAAUCCGCCAUAGUGAGCAGCGGAGCAGAGAAUACAUUUGCAAACCCUCGUCCCGCUUUCGAUUCCGUCGUGAGAGAGUGAGAGAGAGAGAGGGAGAGAGGGGAGCGAUGUCUAGGGUUUUUGAAGGCUGCCGGGUUCUGAUGAAAACGGCGAGGACCGGGGUGAAGGCAGCGGCCACCCCCACGGCAGCAGGAGCGGCGGGGGCGGCGAAGCCCAAGAGCAACCCGGUCCUGAGGCCGCUGCCCGUCUCCCCGGCCAUGAGGAAGUUCGUCGGUGCCCCGGAGAUCUCGCGCGCUGAGGUCGUCAAGAAGAUCUGGGAGCACAUCAAGCUGAACCAGCUCCAGAACCCAACAAAUAAGAGGGAGAUUCACUGUGAUGAGAAACUGAAGACUAUAUUUAAUGGGAGAGACAAAGUUGGGAUGUUGGAGAUUGCAAGAUUGAUCACCCCUCAUUUUCAGAAAUCUAGCUAAACUGAUUAAAUUAUCAAAGACCGAUGUUUAGGUGUUCUUUUGUGAUCUAUGUUCAGGUCGUUCUAACAGUCAAUGUGAUCUUUUAGAAUUGGUUUUUGCUUGCAUGUUAUGACCAGGAUUAACUAACUGCCAUUUAUGUACAAAAUUUGGCAGCCUUUUGUCUUUGUUUUAGUUUGAUUACUAUGCUGAUUCCAGCUUUGGUAUA
Messenger RNA from Elaeis guineensis (African oil palm), 689 nucleotides. Its product is annotated as protein TRI1. Lineage: Eukaryota; Viridiplantae; Streptophyta; Magnoliopsida; Arecales; Arecaceae. The record is from RefSeq and is a predicted model, not a curated record.